Messenger RNA from Candidula unifasciata, 348 nucleotides. NCBI's taxonomy places the organism in Eukaryota, Metazoa, Mollusca, Gastropoda, Stylommatophora, Geomitridae. The record is from the annotation of a GenBank genome assembly.
AUGUGGGAGAGAACUGGGUAUUUCACUUUGUAUAGGAAAGAACUGGGUGUUGUUACAUUUUGUAUGGGAGAGAACUGGGUAUUUCAAUUUUUAUGGGAGAGAAUUGGGUGUUGUUACACUUUGUAUGGGAGAGAACUGUGUGAGAAAGAACUAAAUGUUGUUUCACUCUGUAUGAGAAAGAACUGGGUGUUGUUUCAUUCUGUGUGGGUGAGAACUGGGUGUUGUUUCACUCUGUAUGGAAGAGAACUGGGUGUUGUUACACUUUGUAUGGGAGAGAACUGGGUGUUGUUACACUUUGUAUGGGAGAGAACUGGGUGUUGUUACACUUUGUAUCUGAGAGAACUGUGA